Messenger RNA from Pseudozyma flocculosa PF-1, 3186 nucleotides. RefSeq lists its product as uncharacterized. The coding region runs from base 1 to 3186 and encodes 1061 amino acids. NCBI's taxonomy places the organism in Eukaryota, Fungi, Basidiomycota, Ustilaginomycetes, Ustilaginales, Ustilaginaceae. Gene Ontology annotation, molecular function: DNA binding; zinc ion binding; DNA-binding transcription factor activity, RNA polymerase II-specific. The record is from RefSeq and is a predicted model, not a curated record. The transcript is spliced from 2 exons. Gene Ontology annotation, biological process: regulation of DNA-templated transcription; DNA-templated transcription.
AUGGACCACCACAGCCUCGCCAAUCACCGCCCGCACAACGCGCACCCCACCCCCGCAUCCGGCUCCUCGUCUUCCGCAUCCACCACCGCUGCCGACGCCGACGCACCACCCAACCGCAAGCGCAAGCGCCUCUCGCACGCCUGCCAGGCCUGCCGCGCCCGCAAGGUGCGCUGCGACGAGUCCCUCCCCGCCUGCCGCAACUGCGUACGCGCACAGAUCCAAUGCAUCACCACAGACCCGCGCAGGCCCCACCUCGCCUCCGUCAGCCGCACACGCGCACGCUCACGCUCCCCGCACCACGCCCACGCCAGUCCAGCCUCUCAGCCGUCAUCGUCGUCGUCGUCGUCUCAGCGCCAGCAGCAGCAGCAGCAGCAGCAGCAGCAGCCCAACGCCAACCGCCACCAUCUUCCGCGCCCUCCCUUCGACAACCACCGCCGCACCUCGUCACACGCCGCCGCUGCUGCUGCUGCACAGUAUCCACCACCACUCCUGCCACCACCACCUCUGCCACCACCCUCUCUGCCUUCGCGUCCACACCCUUCCCACCCCGACCACGACCCCACUCGCCCACUGCAGAGGCACUUUUCCACCAACACCCAGCUCUCGGCCAGCGCAGCCUCACCCGCCAGCACCCAUCACACCUCGCCCCACUCGGCCGCUCCGGACCCAAACGACCUCGUCGGAAACGCCCUCGGCGGCGCCUCCACCAAGCUCAUCUCCGACUCGCUCGCACAGGACCGCUUCAAGUACCUCGGCCCAUCCAACCUCCAGGUCUUUUCCCGCUGGAUCGACCUCCUCCUCGUCCGGCUCAACGGAUCCACCGCACGCCAACCAAACGCCCUCUUCCAGCACUUUGAGCACGGUCGCAUCCACUCCGAAGAGCACCACCCCCCCUCGCCCCUCAUCGCCCCGCUCCCCGCGCUCUCGCCCCUUCGCACCUUUGACGACUGCCUCGACGACUUCCUCGACGGGCCAAACGCUCUCUUCCCCAUCCUCGAGCCCGUCUCGUUCCGCCAAGAGGCCCACCGCGCCAUCCGCCACCUCCACCUCGACCGCGCCGCACCGCGGAUCGACCCCAUCUCGCCCUACCAGAUACCCCUGCUCGCCAGCAUCUACCUCGUCACCGCUCUCGCCCUCCUCGAGCUGCCCCAGCCAAACGACGCCGAACGCUACCUCGCGGCCGCCUACUCGCUCUACGGCCACAUUGUCGGCGUGCCUUACCUCUCAUCGGUGCAGGCCAUGCUCCUCCUCCACCUCACCCUCCGCGCCAAGAACAAGGACGGCGCCGCCUGGCAGGCCCUCGGUCAGGCCAUCCGCAUCGCCUACUCGAUCGGCCUUCAUCGCGCCUUUCACCAUCAUCACCUUCACCCGCCCGCCGCCGCACCACCACCGCCGCACGCCCCUCACCAGGUCGCUCCGGCAGCCUCAGCCUCGUCGUCGUCGUCGUCGUCGUCGUCGUCGUCCGGACAGCGUCGCCGCCCCUCGUCGCAGCCGCUCCAACCGGACCACGCCACGGCCGCCGUGCUCGACGCCUUCAAGGCGAGGCUGUGGUGGUGCUGCUAUGCGCUCGACAAGGUCUCGACGCUCGACUCGGGUCGGCCGACGAUGAUCCACGACGGCGACGUCGGCCUGCCGCUGCCGCAGUUCAGAGGCCCGCCACCCGAAGGGGGCGGCAGGGGCGGCGCCGACGGCGGCGGCGGCGGCAGCAGCAGCAAUUACAACAAUAGCAACAGCCACACCAGCAGCGACGCUAGGGGCCGUGACGGCAGCAAGGCUGCUCGAAGAUCCGCCGUGCGCGACCAGGACGCCAACUACUUUGCUUCUCUUGUGGCCCUCUGCCGCCUGCAGGGCGAGAUCCACGACGCACUCUACACGUCGCACCUCGGCCCCCACUUUGGCGAGGCGGACCUGUUUGCCAACCUGGCCCGGCUCGACCAGCAGCUCGUCGACUGGCACCAGGACCUCGUCCACGCGAUGGGGCUGCCCACCGGUGGCGGCGACGAGGGCGUGCUGGGCGCCUCGACGCGCAGGGCCGACCUCCAGGUGCUCUUCCUCCUGACCUUGUAUCAUUUUACGCUGAUUAGCAUGCAUCGGGCCUCGGUCAUGCUCGAUACGGCCCUGUACCGCCACCACGUCACGCUGCACCUGCCGCCUCCCUCCCAUGGGCGGCUGGUGGCUGCCGAGGCCAUCUGCAAGUCGUCUGCGCGCUCGAUUAUCCGGCUGCUGAGCCAGUACCGCUCCCUCUACCGGUCGCGGAGCGCGCGGCAGGUGAGCGGCACGGUGCCGCUGGCGGCCGUUUACGUGCUGGCCAUCUGCGUGGUCAAGCACCCGCACGACUAUACCGUGGUGUCGGACCUGGGCCUGAUCCAGAGCAUCGGCCGCACCGUCGAGGCCGACUACACCAACGACGGCAUGCCCGCCGGCUUUACGGGCAUCGUGGGUGCCCUCACCCGCCUGGCGGAGCGGUGCAUUGGCAUGGUGGGGAGCCGCGAGGGCAGCCCUGCGCCCGGGGCUUACUCGCACCCGAACGACUUUUCCGGCGAUGUCGGACGCUCAACUGCGACGGCGGCAGCGACUGCGGCGACGAGGGAUCACUCUGCGUCGUCGUCAUGCGGGGCGGCUGCUGUGCAUCCGAUGGGCGGCGGUGUCGAUGGCCAUGCUCCGUUACCACACGAUGGACCACCAUCAGCAGCAGCAGCAGCAGCACCACCACCACCGCCACCAAUGCCGCCGGCGCCGCCGCUCGCUGCUGCUGGACAUGCGGGCAGCGGCGAUGCGGGCGAGGGCAUGAUGGAAGGCGAUCUUGCGACCUCGCUGCCACAGGUCAACCUGGAACCCUUCUGGCGCUCGCUGGGGUUCGGGCAGGUGUCGCAGCCGCUCCAGUACCCGCCAGCGUACGAGGGCACACCAUUCGCACCGCACGCACCGCCGCCGCCGCCGCACCUGCCCGACGUGGUGAAUGGCGGUGGCGUCGGCGAGGGAGAAGGAGGAGGAGCGGGAGGGAUGACUACGGCAGGGAUGCCGACGAUGGACGACUUCUGGCAGCUGGACCUCGAGAACCCGGACGACUUGGUGUUUGCCACGCUCGGUCUGCCGGAUCUCAGCGCCUUUUUGCCGCCUGCUCCGAGCACGGCGGCUGCUGCGACGGGGACGGGGACGGGACAGGAAGAGGGGCAGGGUCGUUGA